AGCAUGGAGGCCUUGGAGAAAAUUGCCAAUUGUGUUUCUAAAGAAACGUUUGAAGCCAAAAUUAAAGGCUUAAAAGAGUCUUUAAACACAAACAAAUCAUCAGUAAAUGUGUUUGUAGAAGAAGAGUUCUACCAUCGAGUGAAGAAUUAUCUCAAAGUAGUCAUAGAACAAGAGCUUGACAUUGCACCUUCGAUCAAAACACCAGAGCUUUCAAAGGCAGAAAUCAACACCUUCAAGUGAAAAAAGUGGAAAUAUACAAAUGGAAAGUUAUUAACCUCAGAAGGGAAAGAAGUUGCACCUAAAGGAAUGCUCUUUGAUAUACUUUCUAAAUGCCAUAAUAGAAUUGCUCACAGAGGACGACAAAAAACUGAGAAAUGGAUUGCUGAGAAUUACUCCGAAGUAACAGAAAGUUGUGAAUACUUUUGUUUCUCUUUGCCGUUUUCACGCAUAACCGCCACAGUGAAACCCGUGAUCCAACUUCUCCAUGGAGCAGCCAGGACUCCAACAACUCAAGGGCUAGUAGAACGGUCAAAUCAUACAUUCAAAGAAAACAUGAGAAGCAUGAUAAUGAGCACAUCUGGUCUCCAAAUUUCCAAAUGGUGCAAGUACACAAUGCAAGCAUCCUACAUCAUGAACAUUACUUAUCAUCGUGCUAUCAACAUGACACCAUAUGAAGCAGUGUUUCACAUGAUGGCCAAAAGGGAACUAUUAGACCAUGAUCUUGAAGAAGACCAAGGAAAGCAGAAAAGAAACAAAUUCAAGAAGCACAGGAAAGCUACAAUACCAAAAUGAUAAAACAGUCUGAAGCAAAUCCAAGAAAGAAAGUGUACAAAGUUCAUGACAUGGUUUCAAUUAAAAUAGAUAGAGUGGACAAGAAAUCUCCUUUCCACCCAAAUUUACUUCUGGGAAAAGUGCUUGAAUUUGAAAAUAAUUAUGUGAAAGUGGUGACACCUUUUGGUUGCAUUAAAGGGUUCAUUGCCCCUUCCAGACUUUUCCCAUGUACAGCACCAAAUGUAAAACUUGAUUACGAAAAAGAAACUUCUUUCACUAGUGCAUGUAAAUUCGCCGAAAAUGCUCAAUAAUAACUUCAAUGUUUUCUUGACUUUGUUAGUUAAAUGGUAGAUGAAUUGUAAAUAUUCUAUUUUGUUGUGCUGCAAGUAAAAUAUUUUACAGGUCUGGAGUGCCAAAAAAUGAAUAUUUAAUGUUGUCACCAGAGCCAAGUAUUUCUCAUUUGAUUAAGGGCUUGUAUGAAA
Stylophora pistillata is the source of this 1253-nucleotide messenger RNA. RefSeq lists its product as uncharacterized. Lineage: Eukaryota; Metazoa; Cnidaria; Anthozoa; Scleractinia; Pocilloporidae. Gene Ontology annotation, biological process: DNA integration. Gene Ontology annotation, molecular function: nucleic acid binding. The record is from RefSeq and is a predicted model, not a curated record.